AUGACGACAACUCGUCAAACUGCAUCAUCUACACCCAUCAAGCCAUUUUCCUCAUUUGAAGAAUGGCAAAAGCAAGUGCUAAAAGACAGUAAUGGCAGCGCGACUACAAAUAACAAUAGACACCGAUCGAGUCAAAACGAAAAAAAGAAAACCCUUGGACAGACUCGUCAAGUGGUCGAUAGCCUCGAUGGCGGUCUCUCGGACGAUUUGGGUUCCAUGUUUGAAAACCUCAUGGACACACCCAAGAGUACACAGAAUGUAUACGACGAGAAACAGUACAUUUCACCUAUCGGACAAGACAAAAAGGUCGAUAACCUCAAAUACCUCAAGGAGCGAUUCAAUUAUGCUUCUGUAGAUUGUGCAGCAACUGUGCGUAAGGCGAAUAAGGAAGCAAAGGGUGCUCAGAGUAUUCUGUUUGAAUCUAAGGAUCAGUAUAUGCUCAAUAAGUGUUCUACCAACAAGUUUGUGAUCAUCAAUCUUUGUGAACAGAUUCGAGUGGAUACGAUUGUGAUGGCCAACUUUGAGUUUUUCUCUAGCACUUUCAAGGAUUUCAAGGUCUAUGCUUCCUCAAAAUAUCCUACCGACGAUUGGCGUCUGCUUGGUCAGUGGAAAGCAAAAAACACACGAGAUUUACAGGUGUUUAGAGUCCCAGAAAGCCCAUGGACGAACUAUAUCAAGAUUGAGUUUCUCACUCAUUAUGGUCACGAAUAUUACUGUCCAUUGAGUCUGGUAAGAGUUCACGGUAUGUCCAUGAUGGAACUGUACACAACAAUCGAAAGCAAUGAUGAAGAUGAUGAAGAAAGUCCAAUGAUAGAGCCAGAGCAUCUUUGGCCAGCUGAGAUUCGAGAACAAAUCAUCCAGCCUCAAUUCGAUAUUGGCAAUACGUCCGAGUCGUUUCCAAUCAAGGUCGACGAAGAUGAUGCUAAACCAGAGCCCGUAGAGGCUCACGAACCGAUUAUUCCAGAGACACCUGGUCAUGAAACGUAUGAUCAGGAAGCACCAGAGCAGGUAUCUGAGACGCUAAAGGAAGAACAAAUAGAAAACAGACAAACCUCGCCUGAAUCAGAUAGCAAAGGAACCUGUGCUCAAGAGACAGCAAUUUUGACAUUACCCAUGGACAAGCCUCUGAUAACAACUGCGGCCUUUAUAUCAUCGUCAGAAAGUGUGGUAGCAAGUUAUAGCACACAGAGUACAACCUUGAAUACGCCUACUCCAGAUCCGGUCCAUAGCAGCAAUACAACUGAAGAUCACAAUCGACCCAUUGUCACGCAGCAUAAGACACAUCAUACCAAAGAGGCCAUCACACAAGAAUCGAUCUAUAAGACCAUCAUGAAGCGUCUGAGCGUUCUGGAGCACAACAUGACACUCUCACAACGAUUUCUGGAUGAUCAGAACAAGGUGUUGAAUGACGUAUUUCUUGAAAUGGAAAAGAGACACCAGGAACAGCUCAUUGUGCUCAUAGGACAUUUGAAUGAGACUGCGAGCCAGAAGAUUGACAAUAUGGCAAGUCUUUUAUAUACAUUUCGAUUAUAUGAGCAGUGGUAUGCAAAUAUGAAGGAUCAAACUGAAAGCGAUAUGAGAGAAAUGACGACAAAGAUUAAUUUAUUGGCAGACCAGUUAUCAUUUGAGAAGAAACUAUCGCUUAUUCAGCUAACUAUUUUAAUUACAUUAUUUGUAUACAUGGCACUAUCCAAGGGAACAUUGAGUACGCUCUCACCCAUUAUAGCAGCACAAUUGGAAGAAAGGAGAAAGCGCAAGACAAGGAAGCAUCCAGAACUCUUUAUAGAUACCAGUAGGGAUGUCGAUACCGAAAUAGAAAAAAGACAAGACCAGCAAGUGCCUCGGAGCAACACAGCGAUAUGA
Molecule: messenger RNA, 1863 nt
Organism: Rhizopus microsporus ATCC 52813
Lineage: Eukaryota; Fungi; Mucoromycota; Mucoromycetes; Mucorales; Rhizopodaceae
Exons: 4
Coding region: 1-1863 (620 amino acids)
Biological process (GO): protein folding in endoplasmic reticulum
Cellular component (GO): membrane; cytoplasm
Source: RefSeq, a predicted model, not a curated record